AUGCACUGCGCCAAAACCCGAUUCCCGAAGAGGGUGUAUUGUUUGCAUUAUGAUGAUAACCGUGAUUUUGAUGAGUGCUGCCAGAUAGAGUUUCGGUUUAACCAAAUGGUAAAGCCGGCAAAUGAGCGUUUCCGUGUAGCUGGCAUAUGUGACGGGCUGGUGUGCCUUGCAGAUGAUGAACUAUGUAAAGCGUUCAAUUAUAUAAUAUGGAAUCCAGCAAUAAGAAAGGAAGUGAUGCUUCCCUUGCCCGUUAUGACCAAUGAUUACAAAGUUGUUCGAUUUGUCGCUCCUCAGAGUACUCCAGCUGUAGCUGGGGUUUACUCACUAGCCACUGGCUCAUGGAGAAGUCUUGGUUCUGUAGUUCCUCAUUGCCAAAUACAUGUUGCUAUUCCAUACGCUUUUAUUGAUGGGGCUAUUCAUUGUACAGUAAGGAAGGAAGCUGCUGAUGAUUAUUGCUAUUUCAUUUUGACAUUUGAUCUGGGCCGUGAGUCAUUUCGCGAGAUAAUGAUGCCGAAGGGCACUGAACAACACUAUAAACCGAAAGUGUCUGUUUCAGGAGACGGGAAAUCUCUUGCUUUAUUUACAGGCUACAGGAAGGAUGAUAUUUAUUAUGUUGAUAUAUGGUUAAUGAAAGAGUAUUGUCAGGAAGAGUCAGGGACUAAAUUGAUAACUCUUGGUCCACAAGGUCCAGAACGAUGGUUGCAGCCUCAUCCAUUAUGUUUUCGAAAGAGUGGAGAAGUUUUUUUGGCACUGAUAGGCUUUGAAAGUCGAAGCUUAGUUUCACUUGACACUCAGAGCCAAAAAUUCAACAAUCUUGGUGUUAGGUUAAUAUUAACCUAG
This is a messenger RNA of Argentina anserina (silverweed cinquefoil), 840 nucleotides long. Its product is annotated as F-box/kelch-repeat protein At3g06240-like. NCBI's taxonomy places the organism in Eukaryota, Viridiplantae, Streptophyta, Magnoliopsida, Rosales, Rosaceae. The transcript is spliced from 3 exons. The record is from RefSeq and is a predicted model, not a curated record. The coding region runs from base 1 to 840 and encodes 279 amino acids.